AUGGCCACACAAUAUAAGCCUGCCACCAUCGCGCCUCUUACCCCAGAGCAACAGACCGUUCUGCAAACUAAGCAGAUGCUUGGGUUUCUGGCUUUAGGCUCUCUUUCAAUCACCACUGCUCUCAUGGGUAGAAAGUCGGUCAUUUCCAGAAAGUAUGUCCCUCUCCUUUUCGACUCAAAUAAUAGACCUCCCAACUUUAAUUUGGUCAAGGACGCUGCGGUGGCAGUCGGUAUUGCUACCACCAUGACUGUUUCGACGUUUGCCUUCACUGCAGUUGGUUUUGCUUGGAUCACCGGCAUUUCUUCCGCCAAGGAUUUUUCGAUAAAAAUGAAGUCCCUCAUGGGAGGUGCCGAGAAGGAGCUUCAGUACCUCAACGCUCCCGAGGACCCUGAACUUGAACAACUUGAAAACUCCAUUUCUCAGGCUUUCAGUGGCUCUUCCAAGAAAUAA
Magnusiomyces paraingens is the source of this 450-nucleotide messenger RNA. RefSeq lists its product as uncharacterized. The record is from RefSeq and is a predicted model, not a curated record. Gene Ontology annotation, cellular component: mitochondrion. The coding region runs from base 1 to 450 and encodes 149 amino acids. The transcript is spliced from 2 exons. NCBI's taxonomy places the organism in Eukaryota, Fungi, Ascomycota, Dipodascomycetes, Dipodascales, Dipodascaceae.